ACCCAUUUACAUUUCUUCGUAGAUAACAACUCUGUGGUGCAGGCUGCAUAUGCAGCUGCACCCGGACCCUCACAAUACAUUGCGUUACAGAUCAGACGCUCAAUCGAAGAUUUCCUAACCACGUCACCCUUCCACCAUGUCCAAAUCGCAUGGAUCCCAGGACACCACCAUAUCAUCGGCAAUGAACGUGCUGACGAGCUUGCCAAAGAAGCC
Molecule: messenger RNA, 213 nt
Organism: Suillus bovinus
Lineage: Eukaryota; Fungi; Basidiomycota; Agaricomycetes; Boletales; Suillaceae
Exons: 1
Molecular function (GO): nucleic acid binding; RNA-DNA hybrid ribonuclease activity
Source: RefSeq, a predicted model, not a curated record